AUGAGGUCUGAUCUAAGCACCGAAAAAUUCGAUGCACUCUGCAAGUUCCACCAGGAGUGCGGACACAAGACAGAAGACUGCAUCGCUUUCAGGCAAGAGGUUGUGAACAUGCUGCAGCUGGGACACCUCAAAGAUCUGCUGAGCAGCAAGGGGAGAAAUAACUUCGCCAGAGGACGUGAACGCCUAGGCCCGCCAAAGCCACCAUCACCAGCUCGCACUAUUAACAUAAUCAUCGGCGGCGGCGAUGAUGCCUCCAUCAAUGGCGUUAAAUUCACUGCCACUCACAAGCUCAAAAAAUCUAUCACCCGUGAAUGGAAUGACAGACUCGAAGAAAGUAUCAUCUUCAACGAGUUAGAUGCUGAUCGUUUGACUUUCCCUCACAAUGAUGCCCUCGUCAUUGCUUUGCACAUUUUAGAUACUGAUGUUAAACAUAUGAUGUUGGACGAUGGUAUGUCUGGCCUUAGGUUGAAAGCAGUGACGAGCUAG
Molecule: messenger RNA, 486 nt
Organism: Nicotiana attenuata
Lineage: Eukaryota; Viridiplantae; Streptophyta; Magnoliopsida; Solanales; Solanaceae
Exons: 1
Coding region: 1-486 (161 amino acids)
Source: RefSeq, a predicted model, not a curated record